AUGAAAAGAGAAGCUGUUCAUAUACUUGUCAACGAUGAUAUAGAAAAUGAUAAAAACGAAAAAACAAAAGAAGAUAUCCUUUUAGAAUAUUUGAGAGAUAAUAAUAUAAAAUCAUGUAAUUUUUUGAAUAGUAUAUGGAUAUAUUAUUAUUAUAAUAAUAUAAAAACACUUACAAAAAAAAUCAAGGAGUUACAAAAUGAAAAGAAUAAUAAAAUUAAUUUAGAAAAGUAUUUAUUAACCUUAAGCAUAAAUAUUAAUGAAGCGAUUACAUAUUUUGAGGAGAUUUUGAUACAUGUUAUGAAAGCAUAUGAUCAGAAAAAAUAUGAUUACGUUUUGUAUAUGAUUAGAGUUACAUCUACAAGAAACAAGUAUGCUAAUUAUUUGAAGAAAUGUGAGGGGAAAUAUAUAUAUAGAAGUCUAAGUAACGAUACAUAUGAAUAUGAUAAUUAUGUGAAUAAUAUUAUAGAUAAAUUUCAUGCAGAAGAAAAGAGAAGAAGGAAUAAUGAAAAGGAAACAAGUAAAGUGGAAAAUACUGAAGAAAUAAUAAACAAUAUAGAUAUUAUAAACAAAAUACAGGACAAAAAUAAAGAAAAACUUACAUGCAACAAUAAUAAUAAUAAUAGUAAUAAUAAUAAUAGUAAUAAUAAUAGUAAUAAUAAUAAUAAUAAUAAUGUGGAGGAUGAAUAUUUAUCUUUAUACAAAAAUUUGGAAUUGUGUAGAAUAUGUGUUAGUAACAUAUUCAAAAUAUUUGGAGACUUAUUUAGAUAUAAAUAUUAUUUUUUUGAAGAAAGUAGGAAAGUGAAUGAAAUAAAAGCAUGUAUAAAUUAUUACAAUUCAUUAAAUUAUUAUGGAUAUAACGGUUAUUUAUUUAACCAGAUAUGUUUAUUAUACGUCAAUUAUAAUCCUAUAAAAUGUAUGUUCUUUUAUUUUUUAUCUAUUAUAUCACAUAGGCCUUCUAUGAAUAGGGAUACGAUUAUUAUGUUCAUGGAAAGCAUAUUAAAUGAAAGGAAGAGGAUGAGUAAGUUAAUAGAAGAUUCAAAGAGAUACAAAGGUGGAAAUAUAUGUAACAAGGAUAUAAAUGAAAAAUUUAGUAACCUGAUUAGUAUCAAGAGGAAUGAUUAUAAUAAGAGUGAUUAUUUUGAUAGUAAUCGUUAUGGUAGCAAAUAUAUAUAUCGUAUUAAUGGACAUAAUAAUAAUAAUAGUAAUAAUAAUAAUAAUUAUUAUUAUUAUAAUAAUGAAAAGGAAUAUGAUAGUCAUCAUAGAUAUAAUAGAGAAUACACUUAUUAUGAUAAUUAUUAUAAUUAUUAUUAUGCCAUACGUAAAUCAAAAUAUGGAUAUCACGCUAACAAGAAUGGUCAUAAAAGCAACCCAAGUAAUUUCAUUAGUUCGUCUUUUUCAGAGAUCAAAAGGGAUGAUGAAAUGUCAUAUAAUAAUAGACGAAGUAGUACUAAUAGUACUAGUAGUAAUAAUAAUAAUAAACAUAAUAAUGUGAAUGCCUAUAUGAAAAAUUAUGAUUACUCCAAUAGAAAUGAAAUCACUGAAUAUUCUGAUGUAAAAGAUAGAGAAGAAAAUAUAUAUUUGUGCUAUAAGGAUUGUAAAAAUAAAAUAAAAAAAAUGUUUUUAAAGGAAAAAAAAAAUCUUAAAAAUGAAAAGGAAAAGAAUGAAGAUGAUGUAGUAAAAAAGUCAAAGGAGGAAUUAUUAAAAAAAUCAAAUGAGGAAUUAGUAAAAAAAUCAAAGGAGGAAUUAGUAAAAAAAUCAAAGGAGGAAUUAAUAAAAACAGAUGAUAAUAAAAAGAAUUAUAUCCUAUUUAAAAAUAGAAAUAUGAAUGAUGAUGACACAACCGAAAUGAAAUUAAAUGAAACAAUAAUAAAUUUUUAUAUUAGUUAUUUUAAGAUUAUAAAAUUAUUAUUUUCCAAAAUAGAUAUGAACAAGUUUGAAAAGAAAAAAAAUAAAUUUAUAUAUUAUACAAAUAAAUAUUUAAGAAUUCAAUAUUAUAAUAAUAAACAAGAUAAAUUAAUGUUAAAAAAUAUCAUCAUAAUAAUUUUUACACUUUUGAGUAUGAUAGUUUAUAUUAUUAUAAAUCAUUAUGAAAAGAAAAGAAAUACAAUUGGUUUCUUUUUUUAUGGAAAUAUUAAUAUAAGGAAAUAUAUAUAUAAAAAUGAACAGAUAUAUUUUACAUUUGUAUUAAUACAUGAAAUAUUAUUAUCAUGUAAAUAUUUUUAUGAACAUUUUUAUGAACAUUACUUAUCAGUUUUUAUAUAUACAUUAUAUUGGUUAAAAAAUGAACACAAUCUUUUUAAUUAUCCUAUGGAUAUAUUAAAUGAAGAGGAUGAUAGAGAAAAAAAUUCUCUCAUUAAUCAAUAUCAUGAAGAUUAUAAAAAAAAAAAAACUGUUUAUCUUAUUACACCCAAGGUAAAAGAAAAUAUCAAAGUGAACGGUAAUAAUUCACAUGAUUCUAAAGACAAUACUUUAAAUUCAAUUUCUAAGGAUAAUAAAAAUGGAAAUGAAAAAAAUCAUGUACAACUUACAAAUAAUAUUAGUAUGAAUAAUAUAUAUGAUGAUAUGAAUAUGCUAGAUAAAAAUAAAGAUAUUAUCAAAAUUAUAAGAGAACUGUUAUGUAGCUUAAAUAUAAAAAAGGAUGUUCAAGUAGAUAAUUCAUAUUUGCACUUUAAAUUGAAAGAAGAUUUUUAUAUUCAUCCAUUUUUAAGCGUGUUGCAAUUUAAGAAAAUGGACAUUGUAAAAAAUGAAGAAGAUACAAAAUAUAAGCAAAAUAAAAUAAAGGUAAAUAUAAAAAAGAACAUCCAUUCUAAUUUUGAAGAAAAUAAAAACAAUAAAUCUAUCUCUUCAAAUGAGGAAUAUUCUUUUGAAGAUUCAAAUGAUGAUGAUGAUAUUGUUGUUUUAAAAAACCCUUUAUUUGAAAAACCAGAUGAUAUCUUACCUGAAUGUAUAAUAGACUCUAAAAUGAUGAAAUUAAAUAAAAAAUUAGAUUCUUUUAAUAAUUUAUAUGAUAAGUGUAUCGAGGCUAUAAGUACUAAUAAUUCAGAUAUAACAAAAGAAGAGACUGAUUUGUCGCAAAUGGACAUUGAACAUAACAAAUUCAAACAUUUAGAUUCAUCCAUAUGUGUUGAUGAAAAGCUAGAGAAAGAGUCGUCUCUAACAUCUGAUAAGAAAGAGGAUUGUAUAGAGACAGAGGAGUAUAUUAUAGCUACAAAAAAUAUUGAUUAUGAUAUAGAACUUGAGAAGAGGAUAAAAAUUUCUCGAUACCUCUCUUUAGUUGACGAUGUAGUAAAAAAAAACAAAAUGGACACCAAUGGAGAUAUAAAUGGAGAUGCAAAUAAAGAUAUAAAUGAAGAUGUAAAUGAAGAUGUAAAUAAAGAUAUAAAUGAAGAUGUAAAUAAAGAUAUAAAUGAAUAUACACAUGUAGAUACACAUGCAGAUACAAAUGCAGAUACACAUGAUGAUAUUCGUUAUAACAUCCUUUUUGAAAGUUUAUAUAUCAAAUGCGUUGAAAUUGAAGAGGAAAAUAUGAAACUGAAAAAUUUAAAGAUAGAAUAUGAGAAAAAUACUAAUUAUCAUAUACAUAAUAAUAAUAAUACAAACGAUUACACAUAUAUAAACGAAAAAGAAGUAUUUCCUAGUACUAAUAAUUUUUGCGAUAAUAAAAGUUUCCCUUUUACUAAGAUAAAAAAAAUAGAUGAUAAGAUGCCUAUGGAAGAAGUCGAAAAUACAUAUGCUGCUUUAUAUGAAAAUAUUAUUAAAAAAAAAAAUAUUGAAAAUGUUAAUAAUGUAUCAGAUAAAGGGAAUGAUAUUAUAUAUGAUAUUAAAGAUAGUCAUAAGGAGAAUCCUAUAAAUAAUAAGGACACGAAAUGUAUAAUAUUGAAUACAUCAAAUGUUACAACUAUGAAUAGUAUAAAGAAUGAAGAAGAGAGAGAAAUAGAAAUGUGUAAAAAGGAAUAUGAAAAGAAUAAUGAUUAUAAUAAAUUAAUAGAAAGUAAUGAAGGAAAUAAAAUGAAAGAUGAUAAGAUCGAAGAUAAUGAUAUCAAGAAUAUAUUUAAUUAUAAAAAUAAAGAAGGAGAUUCUUUUAAAAGCUCAAAUCAUACUUGUGUAAUAAAAAGCAUUAUGAUAAAUAAAAAUAACAAUAUUGUUGAUGAGAAACAAUCGUUACAUGAUAAUAAAAAUAUGUGUAAUCAUUCUGUAGACAAUGUAGAAAAUAUAAAGUCUGUUGAUACGAAUGAUAUAAGCACACAUACUAAUAUUAUUGAAGAUAAUCAUGUAAACGAGUUAAGUGUGUGUAAGGAUGAUGUUUUGUUUUAUGAAGUUUCUGAUAAUCAUAAAUAUAUAAGUGUGAAUAAAAAAAAUGAUAAUAUUGAAAAUAAAAAUGAAUUUGAUAUGAUGAAAAACACGAACAUUAUGAACGUUUCUCUAAAUGAUGAUAUCCAAAUGUUAAGGAAAUCUUUUAAUAUUCAAUCGAAUAUAAUAUUAAAUAAAGGAGAAGAUGCAAAUACUGAUUUAUCAUUAAAGUGUGAACAUUUUUUGAUGAACAAAAAAUGUAUUAAACAUGAAGAAGACAACAACAAAAAUGACAGUAAUAGUAAUAAUAAUAAUAAUAUUAUUAUUAAUAAUUGGAGUGAUGCAACUUUUGGCAAUGAUAAUUCUUUAUUUGUUUAUAAUAAUACAUAUAGAGAACAGUCUAAUAUACUUAAUAAAAACCGAGAUUAUAAAGAUAGCAAAAAAAUAAAUCAUCAUGAGGAAAAGAAUAAUAAUCAUAUUAUAUCUGCUAAUGAUGUUUUAAAUCGAGCAUUAUAUCUAAAGAGUGCAGAAAGACAUAAUUUAUAUCUUUUAUUAAAAAAAGAAAAAGAAAAAAUUAUAUUAAUUGACGGAAAAAAUAUUGGGACUAGGUAUCAAAAUAAUUAUAUAAAAUAUUUUGAUGUCUUGAGAAUAAAGCAUGCUUUAGAAUAUUAUAAAAAAAAAGAAUAUAAUGUAAAAAUUAUUAUUCCAAAAGAAUAUAUAUUAUUAGAGAAGACUAAAAGAUAUAUGAAUAAAAGUAUAUCAUACUGCAACAACAACGACAAAAAUGGCAACAACAAUAAUAAUAAUAAUAAUAAUAAUAAUAGUAGUAGUUACUGCGAUGUGUAUAAAAAUAUGAAUUCUAAUGUUUAUAAUAAUGUUCAUAAUAAUGUUCAUAAUAUUAUUCCUAAUCAUAUACAUAAUAAUAAUAUAUAUAACAAUACAUAUCAAAAUAGUAAUAGUUAUGAAUAUAAUAAUAUCUAUCAUAAUAAUAAUUAUAAUCAUAUGAAUUCUAAUAAAUGUCCUAAUGAUUAUGGUGAUAUAUGUAAUUAUCAUCAUUCAAGUGAUGGAUAUCCUCAAGCUUUUGAGUUUGAUUUAAAGAAAGAAGAUUUAUUAUAUUUACAACAUUUAAAUAUUUUAGGUUAUUUAAUAAUAGAACCAAUGGAAAAUUAUUAUCAUUCUUGUAUUGAACAUAUUAUCAAAUCUAAUACUUGUUUAGUAACAAAUAUAUCUAUAUCUCAAUUGGAUAGUGGAUUUCAUCAUUUACAUAUUACAUCUAAAACGCUUUCGUCUUAUUUUAUAUCCUAUACAUUCCUAGGAGAUGAAUUUUUACCUAACCCUAAUUUUAUUUGGCCUCCCAUAAGUAAAAAUAAAAAGAAAGUAUAA
Messenger RNA from Plasmodium gaboni, 5673 nucleotides. RefSeq lists its product as hypothetical. The record is from RefSeq and is a predicted model, not a curated record. The transcript has a single exon. Gene Ontology annotation, molecular function: protein binding. Lineage: Eukaryota; Apicomplexa; Aconoidasida; Haemosporida; Plasmodiidae. Bases 1 to 5673 code for a protein of 1890 amino acids.